AUGCAAGCUUCCUUUGCCACCGUUUUCUGCACCAUCCUCGCUGCCAUUGGUCUUUCCAAUGCUGCGCCCAGCGGUCCAGUUUCCAACAGCACAUUGUCCCCCCUCGCGGCGCCAUUUGGAAUCAACUACGGAACAACCUGGAACAACGACGUCGCCUGGGUAGAUGGUCAAUCCAAAUGCAACUUCGUCGUUGUUGGACCCCUUGGGGCAAACCCAUGCGGAAGGCCCUUCACCAUUAACGGCCAGACCGGAUUCACGUUUGAAGGUUGUGGCGGCGGUCUGUGGAUAAACAAGAAUGGCCAGUUCUAUGCGAACUGUGGUAGUUUGAGCGAGCCCGACGACUGCGGUGUUCACACCGAAUUCCACUGCAUCUGA
This is a messenger RNA of Psilocybe cubensis, 375 nucleotides long. RefSeq lists its product as uncharacterized. The transcript has 2 exons. NCBI's taxonomy places the organism in Eukaryota, Fungi, Basidiomycota, Agaricomycetes, Agaricales, Agrocybaceae. The coding region runs from base 1 to 375 and encodes 124 amino acids. The record is from RefSeq and is a predicted model, not a curated record.